AUGGCGGACGACAAGAAGCAAGCCGCGUUCGAGACCCCAGAGACCGGCUCAAAGCACUCCGACGGCGAGGACGACACCGGCCUCGUCGCACCCAAGUCCGUCAGCUACGCCAAGCCCCGCCCAGACGGGAAGAUCGAGCUCAAGGAUGAAGAUGUCUGGGACAAGUUAGGAUACACCUGGUCGCCCUUCAAGAAGUGGGGCAUCCUCUGUGUGAUCUUUGCCGUCCAAGUAUCCAUGAACCUCAACGCAUCCCUCUACGCCAACGCCGUCGGGCGGCUGUCGGAGGAGUUCAACAUCUCCGAGCAGGCUGCUCGCGUCGGCCAGAUGAUCUUUCUCGUCGCAUACGCGUUUGGCUGCGAGCUGUGGGCGCCCUGGAGCGAGGAGCUCGGCCGCUGGCCCAUCCUCCAGGCCUCGUUACUACUCGUCAACAUCUGGCAGAUCCCGUGCGCACUCGCGCCCAAUUUCGGCACGAUCGUCGUAUGUCGAUUCCUUGGCGGUCUCUCCUCUGCAGGAGGAUCAGUCACCCUCGGAAUGGUCGCGGACAUGUGGGAACAGCACAACCAGCAGUAUGCGGUCGCGUUCAUCGUUCUCUCGUCCGUCGGUGGCUCUGCGGUCGGUCCCAUUAUCGGUGGUUUCAUCUCAACCUACUGCAACUGGCACUGGAACUUCUGGAUCCAACUCAUCUGUGGUGGUGUGGUUCAAUUCGCGCACUUCUGGGUUCCUGAGACGCGCUCGUCCGUCCUCGUGACCCGUGAAGCCAAGCGGAGACGGAAGGAGGGCGAGGUCAUGCUCUACAGCACGGCCGAAAUACACGGUAGCGAGCUCACGCCGCGCAACAUCAUCCUGACAUGGACGCGUCCCUUCGUCAUGUUCAUCCGCGAGCCCAUUGUGCUCUGGCUGUCGCUUCUCUCCGGAUUUAGUGACGCUCUCAUCUUCACGUUCCUCGAGUCCUACUCGCCGGUGUUCGACCAGUGGGGCUUCAACGACAUCACCAAGGGUUUGGCCUUCAUUCCUAUCAUGAUCGGCUACUUCCUUGCGUACUUCUCCUUCAUUCCCUUCAUCCGCAAGGACAUGAAGGCGCGCAAGAACGACCCUGAUGCCCUCGCUCCUGAGUCGCGGUUGUACUGGCUCUUGUGGACUGCUCCCCUCGAGCCCAUCGGUCUCUUCGGCUUCGCUUGGACGAGUUUGGGCCCGCCGCGCGUGCACUGGAUCGCCCCUCUCCUGUUCUCUUCGCUCAUCGGUAUCGCCAACUACGCGAUCUACAUGGCGACGAUCGACUACAUGGUAGCCGCCUACGGCCCCUACUCCGCCUCUGCGACGGGUGGCAACGGCUUCGCGCGUGACUUCCUCGCUGGCAUUGCCGCGAUGUACUCCGUGCCCAUGUACAAUAACAUCCCAGGCAAGCCGCUCGAGUACGCGACGACGAUCCUGGCGUGCAUUGGUGUUGUGGUCGUUAUCCCGAUUUAUGUCUUCUACUUCAACGGCCCAGCAAUCCGCGCACGGUCCAAGUUCGCGAUGACGCUGGAAAGCGAGCGGAAGGAGCACCAGCACCGCAUCACCACCGUCGGCGAAAAGGCGCGCGCCGACCACAUCGAGCGUGUCGAGGAGGGCACGGCCGGCGUCCCGACGAAGCGGGGCAAGAAGGGCAACGUCAUCGACGACGAGAAGGCCGUCUGA
Molecule: messenger RNA, 1677 nt
Organism: Schizophyllum commune H4-8
Lineage: Eukaryota; Fungi; Basidiomycota; Agaricomycetes; Agaricales; Schizophyllaceae
Product: MFS general substrate transporter
Exons: 9
Coding region: 1-1677 (558 amino acids)
Biological process (GO): transmembrane transport
Molecular function (GO): transmembrane transporter activity
Source: RefSeq, a predicted model, not a curated record